Zonotrichia leucophrys gambelii is the source of this 1411-nucleotide messenger RNA. RefSeq names its product MAX dimerization protein 1 (gene MXD1). Lineage: Eukaryota; Metazoa; Chordata; Aves; Passeriformes; Passerellidae. The record is from RefSeq and is a predicted model, not a curated record. Gene Ontology annotation, biological process: negative regulation of transcription by RNA polymerase II. Bases 24 to 764 code for a protein of 246 amino acids. Gene Ontology annotation, molecular function: RNA polymerase II cis-regulatory region sequence-specific DNA binding; DNA-binding transcription factor activity, RNA polymerase II-specific; protein dimerization activity. The transcript has 5 exons.
UCGCGGCCCGUCCCGGCCCCGCCAUGGCCGCCCCCCCCCGCCUCGGCAUCCAGAUGCUGCUGGAGGCCGCCGAGUUCCUGGAGCGGCGGGAGCGAGAAGCCGAGCACGGUUACGCCUCGCUGUGGCCCGGCGGGAAGGACGGCGAGGCCCCGCGGCGCCGCGCCAAGGCCCGGAGGAGCGGCGGCGGCGGCAGGUCGACACACAAUGAGAUGGAGAAGAACAGGCGUGCCCAGCUCCGGCUGUGCCUGGAGAGGCUGAAGGGGCUGGUGCCCCUGGGGGCGGCGGCCGGGCGGCACACCACGCUCAGCCUGCUCACCAGGGCCAGGCUCCACAUCCAGAAGCUGGAGGACCAGGAGCGCCGAGCCCUGCACCAGAUCGAGCAGCUGCAGCGGGAGCAGCGGCACCUGCAGCGGCAGCUGGAGAAGCUGGGCAUGGAGCGGGUGCGCAUCGACAGCAUCGGCUCCAGCCUCUCCUCCGAGCGCUCCGACUCGGAGCAAGGUGAGAGCCCGGCGCGGGGCGCGGCCGCGGGGAGCCCUGGCCCCGCCGGAGCCCCAACGCCGCCCGUGUCCCCGGCAGAAGAGAUGGACGUGGACGUGGAGAGCACGGACGACCUCCCGGCCGAGCUGGACUGGAGCAGCAGCAGCCCCAGCGACUCGGACGAGCGCGGCAGCCUGCAGAGCCUGGGCAGCGACGAGGGCUACGCCAGCUCCGGCGGGGCGCGGGCCAGGCUGGCGGGCGGCAGGAAGCUUCCCGCGGGCGUGUAGGGAGCGCUUCCCUCGGCCUGGCAUCGGCCAGCACAGCCACAGCGACAGCGACAGCGACAGCGACCCCGCCAGCAUUCCCUGCACGGAAACCCCCGCCGGCCCGCCCGCUCCCGGGGCUCCGUUUGCUCCCGGGGCUCCGUUUGCUCCCGGGGCUCCGUUUGCACCGCCUGCUCUGCUCCCGGAUCUCCGUUUGCUCCCGGGGCUCCUCUCUGCCCACCCCGGAGCCCCCGGGACUGUCCCGGCAAUAGCAGCGGCCUCAGGAUCCUGCGCUGGAUCCUCCCCAGGCCGUCACUGCCCGGUGUUCCCCGGUUCCCUCCAUGCUCAGGACAAGCUGAGGGUUUUCGGGAGCAGAGCCAGGGCGCAGCCGGUGCUUUGUGAUUCCCGUCCCGGAACCGGGAGCGGCGUUUGGGAUCAGCCUCAGUCGGGGCCGCCUUGCCCGACUCUAAACCUUCAGGGACCCCUCGCCAGCCCUGGAGCGCUGUGGCCGGGGCAGGCUCGGAGCCCUGGGCUCCUGUGCCACUCGCGGAGCGUGGCACGGCCUCGCAGACCCUGGGAUCCCCUCCCCAUCCUCUCGGGGACAGCUUCUCUACCUCGGAGGGAGCCGGGGCCUCUCUCCACCCCUUCAGCACAAAGAUGAUGCCUCUGCU